GCUCUGUAUCCAUAGUGCGAGUAAGCUGGCUGGUGAUGGGAUGGGCGGCUGCGACCCCUAUGUGCAUACUACAGUCGGCGCGAGCACAGCAGAACAUGAGACGCAUAGUUUGAAGCAAACCAGCUCACCCGUGUGGGAGGAAGUCUUUGAGACCGAGAUUGAAUUGGGAGUACUGUUUUUUCUUAGUCUAUCACGUCGAACACGUGUAUGAAUUUUGGUUAUCAUCAUCAUGAUAUUGAUCUCUUCACAAGUCAGCCUAUCUUCACUGUCUUCACCUAGUAAAGUACAAGUAGUCCCCUACUCGUCCCCAUCCGCGGAUUGACCCCACGACGCCAGGUCAACAUGUCUGUGGUAAUGAAGGUUUAUGAUAGCAAUGUGGGCUUAGACCGCUUACUCGGCGUUGUCAGUCUGAUGAUUCCUCAAGGCGAAUGCCCAGUGAAACGGGAGACCCUAAAGCUAGCUGGCGUCCCACAGACAGGCUGGUUCCGCAGCACGCGGCCUGACAGCACUCUGACAGUCUUGUAUCAGGUCACCACGAGUUUGAAAUUAUGGAGGAUGCAUGUUGUUGUUUCUUGUUGGAGAUAAGCCUAAGCACUUUACUAAUAAGGACUUGAGUUGUGGUGCUGCUCUUAGAAGUCCUUAUUGACAAUACUAAUCCUCGGCGCUCCCGAUCUCGUCCAGAUUGGUGAUAUGGACGAAGCUGAUCUACUGCCGAAAAUCUGCAAUUUGUCCAUCGACGUGAGACGGUUCCGCACUCGUAAACCAGCUACUAAGGAAGAAAAGCUCUUCCUGAUGAUCGGACUGGUGGAUGUGCAAAAGCAUGCGGCCGAAGCAGCAAGUAGAAGCGCAGAGACAGCGGAAGGUGAUGGAGGUGCUGGUGCUGGUGGUUUAUGGAAAAAGUGGCUACAAGAUGAACAUCAAAGCCCGUGGUUUUAUAGAUGUCAAAGAGUUUCAGUUUCACCAACGUGCAGCUGAGUAGAAUUAUGCUGUCGACCGCCAAGUCUUGAAGGGCACCGCCAGCACCACUACCUCCUCUAACACCCGACGACGGCGAUGACGACAUGAGUAGUGGAGCUAAGACGGCGGCCACGCCGGCAAUAGUUUUGAAACAGGGUACGCGAGAAGCUGGAUGGGAUAACGGUGGGACUGACGGGCAUCAAAUCCUAUGGACCCAAGAGUUGAGCAGGCCAGAUAUGUUGCAGAGGGUGAGGAUUAUUCACUAUCACUGUUAAUGUAGUUGAGUUUACUUUGAUUCUCUACUUUUUUAUGAUGCCAUGGGCGGCUCUUCGGGGAGUUGACUCAGGUCUACUUCUUUGGGGACGGUAUCAGUGAAGACCAAGCUACAAGCAUGUUGCUUCUUAUGAAUAUGCUUUCUUUUUGCUGCACAGGUCCACUUCUUUUUGUCUGCACAGGUCCUCUGUUUCACCCUCCUCGAGCGACAAGCUGA
This is a messenger RNA of Amoebophrya sp. A25, 1447 nucleotides long. Lineage: Eukaryota; Dinophyceae; Syndiniales; Amoebophryaceae. The record is from the annotation of a GenBank genome assembly.